AUGAUCUUCGUCAACUCACGAAUCCCAGAAGGUGAAGAGCUUUGUUUAUGGUCUCUCACACAGGGGCCAGCGCUGAAUCAAAGUUGUAUUCAACUGAGCUUCGGUGUCUUCCGUUUAUUGCUCAGCACUAGGAUGGGCGUCAUCCAUAUUGUCGGUCAAUUACUAAGUGUCCUCACACUCAUUCAAACAGUAUCGGGAAAAGCGAAACCGAUCAACAUCUUCACACAGAAAAACGGAGCGGACAUUCUUCAGCUGAGGGACAAAGAAGGCAAAAUGUUCAAUGCUCUCUUUAAAACGUCGCCUCUUAAGUGGAACGUAAAAGAUAGGGAUGGAAAUAUUGUCAUACCAUACAGAAUUGCAGCACACUACGAUGCGUCAAGGAUGCGAGCUAUCACCACAGCAAUGAAACGCAUCGAAGACAACACGUGCAUUCGCUUUAAGAAAAGAACGAAUGAAUGGGAUUAUAUCGAGAUUCAGAACGAGGCCGGAGAAGGAUGUUAUACCAGUGUUGGUCGUCCCGGAGGCAAAAGUGUACUGAUGCUGGAACACAGCCGUACAGACACAUGCCUGGAGGUUGAACUCGUACUGCAUGAACUGUUGCACGUGGUAGGACUAUGGCAUGAGCAUAUGCGUGCCGAUCGUGACAAGUACAUCAAGGUGCACUAUGAGAAUAUCCAGGAAAGCUAUUGGAGUCAAUUCGAUAAGGUCUCACCACUCGAGGCAACUACUUAUAAUGUACCAUACGACUACAAAUCGAUCAUGCACUACGAUAAAACAUCUUUUGCACAACCAGGAAAAAUUAGUAUGGAAACGCUCGACCGUAAGUAUCAGGAUGUAAUUGGUAACCAAAAGGACGCUUCUCCCAGCGAUUAUCGCAAGGUCUGCGAAAUAUAUCAGUGCAAAAAAUGCAUGGGCGCGAAUACCGGCUACGGCAGCAACAAUGGUGAAGUGGAACCGCAAGCAACUAAAGCUCCAGCUCCGUCUAUUAUCGUCAUCCCAUCACCGAACCUGCACUAUUGCCGCGAUUCAAAUCCCUCAUUCUGCAGCGUCUUGCUCAGAGCACGAAUGAUCGACUGUAGAUUUAUGGACAGACGAAGCUGUUGCGCCACAUGUAAAGCUAUUGGAAAGGGCAAGUACAACCCGUUCUACAAACGUCUCGCCUCCGUCGAUCGUUUCUAG
Necator americanus (New World hookworm) is the source of this 1179-nucleotide messenger RNA. RefSeq lists its product as uncharacterized. The record is from RefSeq and is a predicted model, not a curated record. Gene Ontology annotation, molecular function: metalloendopeptidase activity; zinc ion binding. Gene Ontology annotation, biological process: proteolysis. The coding region runs from base 1 to 1179 and encodes 392 amino acids. NCBI's taxonomy places the organism in Eukaryota, Metazoa, Nematoda, Chromadorea, Rhabditida, Ancylostomatidae. The transcript has 11 exons.